Molecule: messenger RNA, 1002 nt
Organism: Moesziomyces aphidis
Lineage: Eukaryota; Fungi; Basidiomycota; Ustilaginomycetes; Ustilaginales; Ustilaginaceae
Source: the annotation of a GenBank genome assembly
AUGUCUUACGCUCCGAUCCUCUCGCAUCUGUCGCCCGCGUCGCUGGGCGAGGUGGUCAAGAUGGCCGACCAACGGAUGGACGUCGAGACGCCCUACGUGUUUCCGAUUGCAUUCGUCACGCUACUCUUCAUCCUCUACUUUGUGGCCAAUCUGCUUCACGGCUUGCUUCUGCCACGUAUGGUUGGACGAAAGUGGCGGGAUAUCAAGGCGGAGCACCGCCGAACGCUGGUGGUGUACGUGCUGCAGCUGGUGAUCACGACGGUGGUGGUGGCGAUGCAGUUGUCCGUGUGCUCGUUGAUCAGCCUGCGGUUCGCGCUGUGGAAGGUGAACGUGGUGCGUGCAUGUGCAUGCCUCAUCGCAGCACUGUACCUGUUCGAACUGAUAUACCGGUAUCGCAUGACGUAUCCGAUGAUCGCGCACCACCUCAUCACGUGUUUCGCCAUGAGCCUGGCGUUGGUCAUGUGCGAACGGCUGCAGGAUCCAUCGUACGUCAUCACAGGCCUCCUGUGGAUCUUCCAAGCAACAACAGAGCAGACGACGUUUGUGGCGCUGUUCAUGUACAGACUCAAGGCCCCGGCGAGGAUGCUGCGUACGGUGUUUAGGAUCGCAGCCGUGCAGAGCAUCGUGUUCAAGUUCGCCUCGAUUGCCGGAACGAUCUGGAUGUGGAUCAAGUUUCAGCGCAAGGCAGAUGGACAGCUGUACACGGCCUGGGAUGCGUUGUAUUGGAUCUGCACCGUCGGGCUGGCGGUGACCCAGGUGUGGGGCGCGUGGGUGGUGUGGAAGAUGGGCGACUCGCUGGAGCAGAGGUACAGCCAAAAGAGCCAACAAGAGGACGACCUUCACUUCACCCCAGUGCUCGUAUCCAGCAACGCAGCAAGGAAGCAGCAGAGCAGGCAGAGCAGCACCACGGCCUCGGUCGAGUCGAGCCGCAAGACGUCGCGCAACGUCAGCUGCGAUCUGGAAAAGGCGGCCUUUGAGCUCGAGCUCACCACGCGUAGCUAG